AAGCAGACCCCUUUUAGGGGGAUUUGGACAAAAAAAAAACAUUCAAAGUCUAGUCUUUAAUUUUCUCUCUCAACUUUCUCUCUCUCAGAAAAAUGGAGUUAGCAUUGAGUUUGGGAAACAGGGGUGUAGAGAGUAACAGUGUGGGUUACUGCAUGGGAUCAUCAAGAUUAACGGCUGAGAAAGAGGAAGAUGAUGAUCAGAGAGAAAUUAACGGUGGAAAUUCAUCGUCCUCGUCAGAUCCAUCAAGGCUUCAGCUUGAUCUGCUACCUUUGUCACCUGUUCCGCGUUCUAUUCAACCACCUCCUCCUCUUCGCUUUCCUUGGCUUACUGAUAAUUUGAGUUCUGAACCGGGUUCAUCAGACGGACCGGGAUCAAAAAUCAUGGAACCGAACCGGCGGCCCGCGGUGGAGACUACACCGGAGGAAGUGGAGGAACAAUCGUCUCCGAACAGCGGAACGUCGUCGUUCAUGGAGUUUUCUCUAUAUACUAGUAAUAGUAAUAAGAGAGGAAAUGAAAAUAAUAACAAUAAUUAUGGUCAAGAAAUGAUAGGGGCAACAACGUCAAAGGGAAGUGAUGAUGAAGAGAAUGGAUCCACUCGGAAAAAGCUUAGGCUUUCUAAAGAACAAUCGGCUUUUCUUGAAGAGAGCUUUAAAGAGCACCAUACUUUGAACCCUAAGCAAAAACUUGCAUUGGCUAAGCAACUCAAUCUUCGGCCUCGUCAAGUGGAAGUUUGGUUUCAGAACAGACGAGCCAGGACGAAGCUGAAGCAGACAGAGGUAGAUUGCGAGUAUUUAAAGAGGUGCUGUGAGACGUUGACAGAAGAGAACAGGAGAUUACAAAAGGAGCUUCAGGAAUUAAGAGCCUUGAAAACUUCACAGCCUUUCUACAUGCAACUUCCUGCUACUACUCUUACUAUGUGCCCUUCUUGUGAGCGUGUGGCCCCUACUUCUACUACUACUACGUCCACCGCCACCGUCGCUGCUCCUGCUCCUGCCCCGGCUACCCCUACCUCCGUUGUUGCUAAGCCCACCACUGCUGUUACUGUCACGACUAAUAGCACCACCGCUGCUUCGGGGGAUAAUACUAGUACUAAUAAUGGUGAUGAUAAUAAUGUUACUUUGUCUCUUGGUAAGCCUAAGGUGGCCAUGUUGCCCUUUUCUAACGGUAAAGCUCAUCAGGCUGCUUCAUGAGAUCUUGUAGUGGCUAUUUUAAGCCUCUUUUUUUCAUGUACAAAAAACGAGAGGGUUUUUUUUUUUUUUUUUUUUUUUUUUUUUUUUUUUUUUUCUAUCUAGAAAUGUUUUUUUGGUUGGAUUCUUUUAAAUUGUGAUGAUGAUAGCUUCAAUAUUGUUUGUUGCUUGA
Molecule: messenger RNA, 1359 nt
Organism: Chenopodium quinoa (quinoa)
Lineage: Eukaryota; Viridiplantae; Streptophyta; Magnoliopsida; Caryophyllales; Amaranthaceae
Product: homeobox-leucine zipper protein HOX11-like
Exons: 4
Coding region: 93-1190 (365 amino acids)
Biological process (GO): regulation of DNA-templated transcription
Molecular function (GO): sequence-specific DNA binding; DNA-binding transcription factor activity, RNA polymerase II-specific
Source: RefSeq, a predicted model, not a curated record